AUGUACUCAAAGCCCAAGGAGGAGGACGCGGGUGUGCGUUGGAUCUCCGUGCUAACCAACGUGGCCGACCAGCUUUAUUACCCCUGUGAACACAUUGCAUGGGCAGCUGAUGCUGAGCUCAUCAAAGUGAAGUCGGAAGAAUGGUGGCUUUUCACCACAGUGCUGUGGGGGACCUCGCUGCUUCUGGGGAUACUCAGAUCAUUCCGAAUUCUUCUGCUGAUGAGGAAGCAGCUGAGGAGAUCAAGGACAGACAGCAUUAUCAACGGUCGUUUUCAGCUCCAUAAACAGAUGAGAGAGGAGUUUCUUUCCAUUUUCAGUAAAACAGCGGAUCUCUGUAACGCCAUCCACUGGAUGCCACCUGGUUUCCUGUGGGCCGGUCAAUUCCCUCGAUGGUUGGUGGGACUGAUGGGAACAAUCUCAUCUGUGAUUGGUUUAAUGCAGAUGAGCAGUGGCAAUGGUGACUAGACAGCUCCAAAAUGAUGACAAAAUAAUUAAAUAAAUAAAUGUGAAUUCUGACAAUAAAGCACAGUUUUAAUGCAGAUCAAUUCUGAAUGAAGGAAUCGGAAACUGAACCAAAAUAUACUUUAUAUAUGUUUUAGAAAAAGCAUAUCACUUAUUACCUAAUUUAUUUUGUCAAUUUUUUUUGAGUG
Molecule: messenger RNA, 650 nt
Organism: Cynoglossus semilaevis (tongue sole)
Lineage: Eukaryota; Metazoa; Chordata; Actinopteri; Pleuronectiformes; Cynoglossidae
Product: peroxisomal membrane protein 11C-like
Exons: 4
Coding region: 1-465 (154 amino acids)
Biological process (GO): peroxisome fission
Cellular component (GO): peroxisomal membrane
Source: RefSeq, a predicted model, not a curated record